CUCGAAAGUCGACGUUACACCCUCUCUUCCUCGAUCUCCUCGAUCUCCUCGACAAUGCUGACCGAAAUCAUCGUCUCCGCAUCCUCCCUCCCUCCCCCUCCACCACCCGGAACAUCCUCCCAACAACCACCCUCAUCCUCAGACCACUUCAUCUCCGUCCACGACCUUCACGCCUCAACCCACCUCUCAACCUACAAAUCAACCUGUUCCCCCCUCCACGGCACCACCGUCUCCCCCUCCUACCUCCUAGCAGCGCAGGUGGACAAAGCAAUCCUAAACGUCUACCAAUGGAAUAAAGAAGCGUGCGACCAACGCAUCCCCCUCCCCGAAAAACUCGCCUGUAUCGCACUCUCCCCUUGCUCAACCUUCCUCGCCGCAGGCUCCGGCUCCGGUCGUCUAUUUCUCUGGGAACUCGCGUCAGGAAAUCUAGUCUGGACACGCGAAGCCCAUUACGCAGCCCUCACCUCUCUGGCGUGGACACACUCCUCCUCCCACCUCAUCACAGCCUCCGCCGACUCCGCAAUCCACGUCUGGCGUACCGCAGACCUCCUCUCCACCUCCACCUCCUCCCGCUCUGACGAGAUACAACCGGUGCAUACACUAUCGGCCCACACCCUCGCUAUAACAUCACUCCACGUCGGCGCGGGCUCGCAUCCACGGUUGUAUACCGCCUCCGAGGAUGGGACGAUUAGGGUCUGGGAACUCGGUACGGGAGAAUGCUUGACCACCUUUGUUUGCUCCGGUGCAGUUACCGCAAUGACCGUCGACCCAGCCGAACGCGCAAUCUACGCCGGUGCCCCCUCCGGCAGCAUCCACCUAAUCCCACUCUACCCCUCCACUGACGCCGGCGCCGUCGGCGGACUAGGCUCAAUCCACACCCUCACCACCUCCUCCGACGUCCUAACCGGCCACGAAUCACCCAUAACAGCCCUCUCCCUAAGCUUCGACGCAACCCUCCUCGUCAGUGGAGACAACGCUGGCCAGGUGCUGUGCUGGGACCUCGCGACACGCCAAAUGGUACGGAAAUUCAAGACGCACAAGGGACCUGUGAGUGGGUUGUGGUGUAUCCUGAAACCUCCCUCUCUGGGCUCCGGCUCCUCGUUAGGAGGCGCCAAAAAGACGGCGACGGGACAGAUACAGCCCCUCAAACGCGUACAAUCCGAACGAGACCGCGACGAGCACAACGUGGUAUUGUCGCUACAACCCAAUAUUCUGGAAGAGGAGGACCAAGAUGAGGAUGAUGUUGCGGCAGCCCGACGAGGUCUCUCAGAAUUCGGCACACAAGGCUCAGAAAGCACGCUUCGGACACAAGUCCAGACAUUGCAGGGGGAGUUGUCGAGGUUGUAUGGGGCUUAUGAGGAUUUGAGGGGUGUUAUGGAGGGGGUGUGGAGGGGGUUUGUUGAGGAGAGGGGUGGGAAGAAGGAAUAGGGAUAAACGCAAUAGACGGUGAUGAUAUAACCAUGAACGUUGGAGUGGUCAGAUGGUGGGAGUGGGUGAAUGACACCGAUAUCACCAAGGUCGUGCAC
Saitoella complicata NRRL Y-17804 is the source of this 1526-nucleotide messenger RNA. RefSeq names its product WD40 repeat-like protein. Gene Ontology annotation, molecular function: protein binding. Gene Ontology annotation, biological process: rRNA processing; DNA-templated DNA replication. Gene Ontology annotation, cellular component: nuclear pre-replicative complex. The transcript has a single exon. The coding region runs from base 55 to 1428 and encodes 457 amino acids. The record is from RefSeq and is a predicted model, not a curated record. NCBI's taxonomy places the organism in Eukaryota, Fungi, Ascomycota, Saitoellomycetes, Saitoellales, Saitoellaceae.